AUGAAAUUCGAACCGAACACGAACAAAACGACUCUUCUGCUAGACAACCUCAGGUUCCCAAACGGCAUUGCGCUGAGCGAAAACAGGGAUUUCUUACUUUUCGUGGAGACCACAACUUGUAAACUAUUUAAAUAUUGGCUCAAGACACCUAGGAUUGGAGAACUUGAGGUUAUGACACAAUUCCAUGGUUUUCCAGACAACAUAAAGAGGAUCAAAAGUGGUGGCUUUUGGGUGGGAAUCAAUUCGAGGAGAGGGAAACUCUUGGAUUGGAUCAUUUCGAACCCUUCGAUCGGAAAAUUUGUUGUUGAAUGGUCUCCGUUCGAUUGUACUAGGAUACAUUUGUACAUGGCUCGUUUAAUCGGACGUUUGGGAAUGGGGAUUAGGCUUGAUCGAGACGGGAAUGUGGUCGAUGUAUUGGAUUUGAGUAAGGGAAUGAAAUGGAAAUUGGUUAGUGAAGUUGAGGAGCAUAAUGGGUAUUUGUGGGUAGGGUCUGUGACAAGGUCUUUUGCUAUUAAAGAAAGAGUUCCAAAACAUCAUUAA
This is a messenger RNA of Striga hermonthica, 540 nucleotides long. The record is from the annotation of a GenBank genome assembly. NCBI's taxonomy places the organism in Eukaryota, Viridiplantae, Streptophyta, Magnoliopsida, Lamiales, Orobanchaceae.